UCCGCGCGGGGAGGGGCCGGGCCGGGCCGCGCCGCCCACGGGGCAGCGGGACGCGCAGCUUCUCUAAUUCCACUAUGAAGCAGCUGUCAGCAGAAACUGUUCGUCUGCUUUCGAGUUCUCAAGUGAUUACAUCAGUUGUCAACGUGGUGAAGGAGCUGAUAGAAAACUCCUUGGAUGCCUGUGCCACAACUAUUGACAUUAGACUGGAGAAUUAUGGGUUUGACAAAAUAGAAGUAAGAGACAAUGGCAAUGGCAUCAAGGUUGCUGAUGUUCCUGUUAUGGCAGUUAAACACUACACCUCAAAAAUAAACUCUUCUGAAGAUCUUGAAAGGUUGACAACAUAUGGUUUCCGCGGGGAAGCGCUGGGAUCCAUUUGUUGCGUAUCAGAGGUUUUGGUCACAACAAAGACAGCUGAUGAUGAUAUCAGCACUCAGUAUGUUUUGGAUAGUAAUGGGCAUGUAACUUCUCAAAAGCCUUCCCAUCUUGGCCAAGGUACAACGGUAACAGUCCUCAAGCUGUUUAAGAAUCUUCCUGUGAGAAAACAGUUUUACUCAACAAAUAAAAAAUGUAAGGAAGAACUGAAAAAAGUCCAGGACCUCCUGAUAGCAUAUGGCAUCAUAAAGCCAGAACUGAGAAUAACCUUUGUACAUAAUAAGGCAGCUAUUUGGCAGAAGAACAAGGUGUCAGAUCACAAAAUGGCCUGCAUGUCAGUUCUGGGAACAGCCGUUAUGGGCAGUAUGGUACCUUUUCAACACCGCUGCGAAGAUCCUGAGAUAAAUCUUUCUGGAUUUCUUCCAAAGGCUGAGUCAGACAGCUCUUUGACAAGUCUCUCAAGCUCAGAACGGAGUUUUAUUUUUAUAAAUGAUCGUCCAGUUCAUCAGAAGGAAAUAUUAAAGUUAAUUCGACAGUACUACAGUGUGCUGAUGCAAAAGGACAGCACGCGCUUAUACCCUGUGUUCUUUCUGAAUAUUACUGUACCUGCCUCUGCUGUGGAUGUGAACUUAACACCUGAUAAAACUGAAGUUCUGCUGCAGUAUAAGGACUGUGUCUUAUCUGCUGUUGAAAAUGUGCUGAAAUCUUUGUAUGGGCCACUACCUACUGCAGCCUCUGGUGAAGCUAAUAAAACAGAUGUUACCUCAGAAGACACGUGUGUUCAUAAUGCUGGACAAACAGAUGUGGUUGUUAAUGAAAAGGAACCAUGUGGAAACAAUGAUCUACAUGCUCAUACUUCAUUCCUUUCAUUCAGCAGUGAUGUGCAAAGUUGUCAAGCAGGAAAAAACACGGAGAUCUGUUUAAACCAUCAGAUAUUCUCUGAUACUGUACAUAGUCGCCUAGAAAGAAAAGAGGCUUCUGAGAAUGAUGCCUUUCAAGAGGGUUCCUUACGUUUAUUGUGUGAGGAGGAGCAGAGCAGACAAAACACAGCUGGUAUUUCAAGUAACAGUGCUCCUAUAGAUCCUGGGUCUAAAAAAGAUGGUGGACACCUUUUGAGUUCUGAUAAAGUUGAAGAAGCCUUAGUCCCUGAAGACUUACCUGAAAUCUCUGCUGAUAAUUGGAGUAUGGGAAAUGCAUUUAAAAACUCCUCAGGAGACAACCUGGAACCUGUUAAGGUUUUAAUUCCUGAAGCUGGAGGAGCAAUUAAUAAGCAAAGUGAGCGCAGUGAUGAACAAAGCCACGAUCCACAAAUCCCAAAUCAAACUGUAAAGAAAAGAAAUGUAAUAGAUGAGAAAACAGGACAAGUAACGGGUUAUGACUUAAUUCAUGGCCGAACAAUAAGGAAAUCAAAGUCUGCAUUUGAACACUUCAUCCAAGAAUAUCGUUCAAAGUUAUUUUCUGAAAAUCCGAGGUGUAGCAUGAAGGACAUCCUAUUGAAAAUUGAAGAGCUGUGGAAGAAUUUAAAUGAAGAAGAAAAGCACAAGUAUGAAAUAAAAGCUGCUAGAGACCUGGAGCGGUACAACAGAGAGGCUAGCAAAGCCAUGCAGGAAAAAGCAAACAGACCUGUAAAGGAGACAGAAAAACAGAAGCCCAGGCUGAAGACUCCUCCACCCAACCAGCAGAAACUUGACAAAAUGUUGCAUUUUCGAACUGAUAAGAAACCCAAGUGUAAUCAGCCUGUGAAAGUUGUUACGGUGCCUUUUUCUCUGAGUUCCUGUAGACCUCAGUUUCAGAGGCACGAGAAGAGUGAUUCAGAUGGACACGAGCUUUGCCUGAUCCGUUGCCAGAGUCUUCCUGAUAUCUGGAUACUUGCUACUGAAAAAAAGCUAAUGUUGCUGAAUCCAUAUAGAUUGGAAGAAGCCCUGCUGCGUAAAAGAUUGCUGAUGAACCAUAUCCUUCCAGUAGAGAAACUGGACAAGCCAGUUGUGUUAUCAGACAGUCUUCUUGGGGAAUCUCACUAUAUGGAUGCUCUUCAUAAAAUGCAGAAGGAUUACCAGACACUAAAUGGAUCAAGUUAUUUGUCAGACCCAAGGCUUGUAGCAAAUGGCUUUCAGAUAAAAGUGAUAGAAGGUGCUUCAGCUACAGAAAGCCAUAUGGAAAUAGAAGGAAUGGCUAAUUGCCUGUCCUAUUAUGGUGUUUCUGAUUUGAAAGAAAUUCUGAAUGCAGUAGUUAAUAAAAAUGCAAAGGAAGUAUAUGAAUGCAGACCUCUCAAAGUGAUAAACUACUUGGAGGGAGAAGCAGUGCGUUUAGCUCGGCAGCUGCCCUUACAUUUGUCAAAAGAAGAUGUAGAAAACACAAUUUACAGGAUGAAGCAACAGCUUGGAAGGGAAAAUAAAGGCUGUGUUCAUGGUCGUCCUUUUUUUCAUCACUUAACAGAUAUUCCAGAAGUUAACAAGCCAUAACUCCAAGGAAAUUAUUCAGUAAAUGGAACAUUUUGUUUGGGAUCAGAUUUCUCUUGCUUAAUUUUGAUCGUUAUUCUGUAACCUCAGCACGUUUUGUGUAAAGCUUUUGUAUUGUUACUUUUCAUUAUCAAAGUUCACCUUCUUGAUAUUUUUUUUAAUUUAAAUUCAAAUGCUACUUGAGAAAUGGAAAUAAAUUAACAUUGUAGAGAAAAGCUCCACUAUUUUUAAAAAGAAUUUAUUAAAGAAAUAUUCUCAACUACUUUGAUGCUUUUCUCACUACUGCAGAUUUAGAAAAUAUCAGUAUGUCAAAAUGUUUUAGAUAUGGUUAUAAGCUGCUCUCCACAGAGCGUGGCAAAAUUUAUUGCACUAUGACAAGUUAUGUUAAUUUUUAAAGGAAGCCAGAUAGCAGUAAGUUAUUUAAGCAUUUAAAUAUGGCCCUACCAUAUAUGGUUGUUAUUGGCACAUAUUUAUGUUGUUGGAUUUCUAUCUGUAAACUGUUAAAUUUUGUGAAGUCCUAGAGUUCAAUCUCUGGAAAGCUUUUCUAUUAACUGUGCAAAUCACUCCAAUUAUUUCUAACCUUCAGGUGCAAAGUUGUGAUUCUUAAAAGUUCAGUACAAUGCUAAAACUUAAGAUUAAUGAAAACCAGCUUAGUAUUUAAAAGAUGAAUGGAUCAGAGUCAUGAGAGUACAGGUUAGCACUGGAAGCAGAUGUCAACACACCUGCAAUAGUGCAGUGCUAUACUUGAACCAUUUGCCAUUUGGAAGCAGACAGUCCUCAGUCGAAAAGAGCAUGGCAUAAUUAAGGAGAAAUCUGCUAUAUAAAGAGCUGCUGAUGGUGGUAAACUUGUUCAUUUUGUUUCUACCAUAAUUUACUAGAUUAUGCCUUCUGUGCAACACAUCUCUGGAAGCGUAUGUUUAAAAGUUUCAAACAAGAUGACCUGUAAAUUUGUGUAUGUCCCUAAUUGUUUUGUCACAGCACAUUUCAGUACUCUGUAAGUAUGGGAGUUAGCCUAACUUUGCAGUGUUUCUGUGGCUGCUAGGUAAGUGGUUAAAAGGUUGCUGAAAAGCCUGAAUCUAAGCUGCUUUGUGGGCAAGAAUAUCAGAGUAUCAAGGAAAUGCAUAGUGUGAAAAUGCAGAUUAUUGAUAUACUGCUCUGUACCAAACAGCAAUGAGCUAAUGAACGAUGCAACAGCAAGUAGUAUUUAUUACCUCUCCUGAUACGUGGAAGGAUAGUGCAGCAGCAAAAGUGCAGCAAACAAGGUACUCCCUUCCUCUUUCCUUGAGCACAAGGAAUAUGUGAGUUCCUCUUCUGCUGUUCCCUACCUCUCGUGCACCUGUCAUAUGUCAGACUGAGAACAGCUGAAAUACUAGGCAGUGAGAGCCUUCAAGAGUAGUAAUGAAGUGUCAAGGGGGAAGCAGUAGUCUCUUUCUGGAGAAGGUUUGAUAUCUGCUGUUACUCUGAGGGAGUCCUAAGACAUAGCUGUGAAUAUCCUGGCCAUGAGAGACAUGCAGAAGGCAAGGGGUUGAUGUGCUUGACUGAAAAACCAGCAAGAGGAUCAUGCAUCCAAAGGCUGGGUGAUCAAGCAGCUAACACCUUUCUUUUGGAUUGGCAUUAUGUUUCCCAGCUGUGAAAGAUCUUAACAGGUUUUGGUGUGUUGGGAUGACUUUAAAGAGAGUGUUAGGAGCCUCAUCAGAGGCCUAGCAGUACACUGCAGAACUGGUUAUAUACUCACACUGACGGCAAACCCCGUGGGCAGGAAGGAGUCAUUGGAGAAGGAGGGGUCAGCAGCACAGGGACAGGGGGAGGAGAACAGAGCGGGGAACAAGAGAGUGCACAAGCAAGGUAUCUUAAUUUGUAAUGAGAGCAUGAGUGGAAAACUAGGUUCACAUUGUCUGUAAAUGACACUCACUGCAGAAGAUGUGAAUUUUCAGAGUGAAAGCAAGGAGGGGUAUGGAGGCACAGGAAUGAGAUGUGACUUUGGGCUCUGAGGGGAAAACAUGAUCCUGGUGUGGCAGUGGAUGUGGGAGGUUAUGGUUUGUUUUUACUCUUGUUUGGAUCAGUUGAAAGAGCAGCCCUAGCCAUGAGAAAUGCCAAAGUCAAUACGGAGAAUGGAUCACUAAGUGAAGAAAUUAAAUGACUGCAUGCUCUGAUUUUAAUUGGUUAGGACGAGUAGUUAGUUGUAUGUGUGUUAAUCUCAGUAAGUGCUACGUGUGUGUGUAUGUAUGUGUGUAUAUAUAUAUAAAUCUCAGUUAGCCUAUGUAGCAGUUCCUGAGUUUAACGGUUGUUCACUCAAAGGUACACAGGUGAGGUGGGUGGUAAAUUGAUACAGCCAGCAUCUGCACAGGUGCCGAGCUGGGCUCAGUUGCCAUGGCAACAAAUGAGCAGCAGGCAUUUCUGUGGGGCAGGUGUGCUUCCCUCCUGCCUUCCUGCCCAGGCUGGUUGUUCUGUGCUCCGGAGGUACCUCGAGAUAUCUCCUUCAGGUAGGUGAGCGCAGAGUUCUUUCGGUCUCAGUUGAGACUUCUUUUAGUCUUUGUGAGGUGCUGGGGGCUGGCAGCGAGUGCUGCAGGACGGCGCUGUGGGGACGAGGCUGUACCUCACCUCAGCAAUGGCGGCUGCCUGUGAGUUGAAACGGGGAGUUGUUCUGAUGCUGUGCUGAGGGGAACUUGGUGAUGGUUGUAGAUAGUUUUGGGGAAGCCAGGCAGUGUUUUUGGUGCAGUGGUUCUUGCACUGAAAUGCCUAUCAGCUUUGAUCCUUGUCUGCUGUCUCUCAGCCCUCGGGUGACAUGAGAGAGUCUCCUCAGAGCACCGGGGAUAUCGGCGGGCAGCAGCCCUGAACUGUGCUCCCUAUCGGGAGGGAAAAACAAACGCUGGAGAGGUGCAACACCGUGUAAAAGCUCGGUUGCUAGUAGGCUCUCCCCUUAAAGGACGAGCUGGAGCAGGACGGGUUGCAGUGAAGCAGGCAGGGAGCCUCAGACCUGCCCCUCUCCACCGCCAAUGGCUGGCUGUGGGCAUCUCAGGGGAGUUCCAGUAUUUGCACUGCCCUCUGCUGGCAUUCGAUUCUUGUGUAGAUCUGCCUGACAAAGUGGUCAACUGGCAGCUCCGGGCUGGUGACGAGGGAGCACCGUGCUCUCCUUGCAAUCAGCGGUGUGCCAAUGUGUUCCCAUGUGGGAAACUGCUCAUGGAGGGCUCUUCUCCCCUUCCCCAGAUAAGCCUAGUGCAGGUAGCAGCAUUUCCUGUCCAGUAACGUAGGCCUUUCCAUACUAAGGCUUUUUUGUUUCUUUGGUUUUUUAACCUUCUGGCUCUCUGUAUCUUUCCUCUUUUCUCAGAAGGAUCGCGUGUAUGGUGUUUUUUGGCCGGCUGUGCUGGUGCACUUCCAGCUCGAGUGUCCACCUCCCCCAAAUUCUGAGAAGUUCUGUCUUAAUAUGGAGCCUCUGAACAAUAACUUUCUUUUUAAAUACAGAAGAAUCUUACCGAAGGAAGAUAAAUUUGUCCUGCUUGUAAAUAUAAGCACACAAAAAUACCUUCUACUUGUUUCUUUUCUAAAUGUAUUGAGAGUUCUAAUAAUGAAGUUUGUUUCCUGUUGGUUAAGAAGUGUGUAUGUGAAGGGAUUGGAUUAUUUCCAUGGAUAUAUAUUUCUAUUCUUUCAGUAUGAGCAGUGCCAGUUCAGAGAAUAAUUGCAAAACCAGGGGGAUGGUGACUUAUUUGAGGAGCCCUUAGUCAAUAAUUGUUAGCAAAUUCUAUGGUGCGUGUUGUUAAAAUGGGCUCUUCUAUAUUUCAGUAUGGAUUACUGAAAGUGUCUAGCAAUGGAACCAAUACCUUCAAACAAUGUUCUGAUUGCACAACUGAUAAUUCUUCAGUUGCAGGGUUUUCAUGCGUUUUCUAGUGGUUUUUUGUUGUUGUUGUUUUUCUAAUUUCCUUACAAAUGUACUAGUAUUACUUUCAUGGAAGUAAGCAUCAAGGACAACAGGGUUUUUUGUUGUUGGUUGGUGGUUUUUUUUGUUGUGGUUUUUUUUUUUUUUUUUUUUUUUUGAAAGAUUUGCUAAUAUUUGGUCUUCAGAACUUGUUGUAUCUUUUGUAAUCUGGCCUGGUUUCUGGUUGAUUGGGUUUCUGUGUGCAUGUUUCUUAGACAAAUCUACAGCUUUGCAUUUGUUGUUUGUCAUUGGUGGUGUUUUUGUUGCUUUUUUUUAUUAUUAUUUUUUUGCUACAAUAGUAAUAUUGAAGAGUUUAAAAAUCUGUUUCUUUUAUAUUCAGUAUUCAGCAGACUGGGUUAAGAUUUAUGUUAAGCUUAAGGGAUGUUCAUUUAAUUUUUCAAAUGGAAACCUACCAGAAGUGGCUUUUAUUUUCUCUCUCUCCUCCUCCUUAAGCACAGAGUAUCAUAUCUAAAAUUAUGAAGAGUAUAAAUGUGGAAAUGUUAAAUCUUUUGUUAAUGGCUUCGAAUUAAGCACACAUUGUUGCAGAUGAUUUGGAGGACUUAUUUAAAGUAAAUAUACAAUUUCAAGCUCAAUUAUCAUUCAUAGUUUAACUACGCAUAGUGAGGUAUUAGGUCUGUGAAUUUGAUACAGUGUUACUUCAUAAUUACGAUGCUUUUUUUACAGUAAAUUUGAUAUAGAACAGUUGCUAAAGGAAAGCUGCUGAAUAGUGUGACCAAACAUUUUAUGGAACACAUCUGGUGAAUUAGUUCAGGAUGUGCCCUGCAUAAGAACAGAGCCUUUUGCACAAAACGAGAAGGAAGCUAACUCCACAUGUAUAUGUUUGGCGGACAUGAGAAGAGUUUAAACAAUUACUAGUUAAUUGUGUAAGCUAAUAGGAGGGGUGCUCGUAAUGUCAUUUCAAAAUAGCUCCAGAGGAAAUAGAUGAGAAUUAUUGUUUUAAAAUCUCAAAUGAAUGGUUUACACCUGUUAAUGUUACAUUUAGAACAGCUGUUUCUUUUAUUAUCAGUAAACAGAUGCAGAAAGUAAUGGAAUGUUUUAAAGCAAUAUGUUAAUCCUGUCCCCCACUACUGAACAUUCUCACAAUCUCGUGAUUAAAUAUUAACUGUAGUAGUGCUGUCAUCUGCAGCUACAGAAUUCUCAGGGGUUUGUUUAUCAUCUACGUAUCUGACAUUGUAAAUGUUUAUCCAAUGGCACUGUAGUUUUUAUCAAUUGAUGACAUGUCCUUUUGCACAUCAGUAAUUUUACUGACAAUUCUGUUGGAAUUACUCAGCCAAAACGGCCCUGAACUUUGAGUUUUUCAAUACUUAUUUCUUCCUUGGUAAUUACACCCUCCAUUGCUGCUUGGCAUCGUGGGUAAAGCUUUGCCAGAGCAGACUCUGUUAGAUCCAGCACUUCACAUCACUGCACGUUGGGGCAGCACUCAUAAGGUGGUACAAAUGAGGCUUUUAGGUAGCUCAUGGGAAUUUUUGUUCUGUGUGAAAAUAGCUUCAACCCAAGCUUAUUUUCUGUAUGCCUUGAGACAGAUGUGUCAUGUAAGUACAGAACAGCUAUGAUUCUGAUGGCUUAUGGGAAAAAAUGACUCGCAAAUGUGGACACCACGUGUAGCUAAAGCAAGUAUUUAAAAGUCAGCUCCGAAAUUGACCUGAGAUUGUGCAGAAAUGGGUACUUGCCACUCACCUCCUCAGAGUUGAUAGUUCCUCGAAUGAAAAUGUGCUCGUCUUGAAGUUAUGGUAUCUGUGAAUGUGACACAUUUUGGGAAAACAACAUUUCAGUGAAAUCACGUGAAAUUGUGGAGCUUUACUAACUCAGCACUCCAAGAACGGAAGCACAGAAGAUUAAUGCUCUAUAACUUGUUUGGCAGAUUAGCUUUCAGGAAACGUAAAGACCAAUGAAUAUGGCAGCUGCAUUAUUAAAAUACUGUAUUCAAACUCAGGUCAAUUUGUUCAUUCAUGCAUGGAGUAACUCGGCAGUAAUUGGAUCAUAACAUUUUUGUUGUUUUAAAUAACCGGUAUUUCAUGUCUCUGCACUUACAGUGCCUGUUCAAAUUAGAAUAUUGGCACAAGGAGCAACCAUUUUGCUAGAGGUGAUUUUAUAGGAGUGCUCACUUCUCAGGUUGUCCAGUGAGAAAAUGACAUUGGUAGAAGUACAGUUUGCACUCAUUUUUGGAGGAUUGUAAAGAUGCCGAGUCUUAAAAUGAUUUGAGUGGAUAUAAAAUAACAAAGAUGUUGUGUCUUUCCCUGUACUUAUUAGCCCGGUACUGUUUCCACAAGGUGAAUGAGUGGUCUUAACAAGAGAUGAGAGAAUUUGUCUCGAUUAAAUAAUAGGAGGAACUCUCUCAUAUUCAUUCAGUAGAUUUAGAAGAAGUCCUGUCAUCUAACUUCUGGAGAAAGUAAAGGAAAAUCCUUCUGGAAAUAAUUUGGGUUUAUUUCAUAUAAAGUAGUUGUUGAAAGGCAAAUGGUUUCAGCUGUGAGGAGUGAUUCUUGUCAAACUUUGGGCCAGAACUGACUAGUUAUAAAUAGAUUCUUUCAAAGCAAUGUGCUAUGGGAUUUCUGUUCUUCUUCACUUAAAACAAACAGAGUUUGACUCUUACUUAGUUAAAACUUCUGUUCCCUGGCAGUGUAGGUAUGUAUAAAUUAGUAUAAGAACCUGUUUGUAGUUACUCAGAUGUGUGAAACUAGUUCUAGAAAAUGUUCCCUCUUCAGAGGGAUUCAGUUACUUCUCCCCCAAGGUAGCAUCCUGCUUCACACAGCAUUGCUGCCAUUAUUGCUUCUGAAGCUUUGCAUUUGAAAACUAUUUGCUUGUGAUCUGUUGCCACUUAAGAGAGCUGUAACUCUGCUGUUUGCUGCAACCUCUGAGCAUGUGAAAACACUGCCAGCUCCUUCAGAGAGUAUGGAUUUGAGCUGACAUCUGCUAGUAAGUGUGAUUUUUGCGUCGACUAUGAGAGAGCAGUAAGGUGGACUCCAUCCUUUCAGAACUGCAACCUUUUGUACUGUUAGCAAGCUUUACUGUAGAUGUACAUGUGUAGAUGUGAUAUUAAGGACCACGGUUUAGGGGGCAAUAUUGGUGGUAGGUGGGCGCUUGGGUGAGAUGAUGUUACAGAUCUUUUCCACCUUCAUGAUUCUAUACGCUGAAAAGUGCACCGACUGCUGUUAGGUUAUGGAAGUUCCUACACAACACCAUCAGCAGCUUGAGCUGGAUGCAGAGUUGUGGUGGGGGAACAGGAAACGCAGUUCUUGCAGCUAAGCUUCUGCUUUUAGGUUUUUGGCGUAAUUGGUCUGAACGUAAUGGCUAAUGGUUGGCUGUGCUUAACUCUCACCUAAUUAGGAGCUCUUUGUAGAAUCCUGUGGGCUGAAGUUUUAGAACAAAUGGUACCAAGAGUCACCAAAACUGUGCAGUCUUUUGUUAAACUGGUGCGCGCUGCUCCUUCUGCAUUUACCUGGAUGCUGUAUAGCAAGAAAGUGUUGUGCUGACUCCUUAAAUCAUGCUAAGCAAUCAUAGUCUCGAGCACUGGCAGGUUUUUAGUUUAUUGGCAAGCCUGUGUGAAUUAAAACUAAAAUUCUGAACGAAGACUUGUAAGGUACAGUGUAUUGCAAUAAUAACUGUCUUAGUAGUUUUCUUAACCUUGUCAGCCUGAGUCUUUAACUUAAAAAUUUGCAACAAGUAUUUUGGCACAGGGCAGUUUGUUGUAAGGAGCGUUUAAUGGCUUGUUAUGUCCUAUUUCUAUAAACAGAAGUCAUUUAGAGUUCAGCAGAUAUAUUUAGAAUCAGCAUUUGUGCUGGUAGUUACAAGCUGAAUAAAAUUAUCUCUGAAAAUCUCAAUAUGCAGAAGGGAACAGACCAGUUCAAAUUUAUCUCACAGCAAACUCUUUCAGGAGGUUUUGAUGCCCGCUGUCAUUAACCUUCAAAUUUAGGAAAUAGAUUUUAAACUACUUAUUAAAAAGAUUAAGUUAAAUGAUAACAAGUGUUGUGUGCAGGCACUGCUAGUUUAGGAGAAAGUUAUGAUUAUGGCCGUCCAACAGUCUGGCCUUGCUCACUUGAUCCUAGCAAAAUACCUUGAUCUUCAUAGGGGCUGUCUCUGUGAAGGAGUGCAGUGUAGAGUGUGGUGGCACCUGGGGAGGUGGGCCUUGGGCUGCUUUGGAUCAGAAAUUAUUAAAAGGACUUUGCACAGAGUGGUUUGUAACCUAACUUUGCAGUUUGUUGACUUCUAGUUACGUGCAAUGUCUGGGAAACGUUUGCCAACUCUGCUUGCAAUAGGAGUUUUAUGGCAAAUAGUAAAUUAAAACCAUAGUGACCUUUUGGUCUUGCUGACCAUGUGCAUAAAGAUGUCUGUCGUUGUAAUCCCAGCAACGAGGUGCUGGCUCAGAGGACAGCAGGGAUGAGCGAUGUUCUUGUACAUUUGUUCUCCUGUGUUUUUAUAGGGAAAAUUCUGCAAUUAGAAUGUUUGUAAUAGCACUCAGAUGAAGGGGUUUUGUCAUAUUUUGUGUUGGAAAAGGUAGUUGUUCUUUUGUCUAGAAAACAAGAUUCAUUUAGUCGUCCAAACAGACAUUGGUGUCUAUUGGUUGAAAUCUUAAUUGAUAAUUCUUCCAUGGUUACUUGCUCUGGCUCCUCUGGUGGGAAGCCUGAUAAUUUGUAGGUGCGAGGUAUAACUCGGAUAAAGAUUCUGCUGGACAUUCAACUGAGGAGUUUGAAAACAUCAAAUUCAAGGUAUGUGCUGCACUGAAGUGCUUCUUCCCUCCUGUAUUUUAGCACAGUUGGAGCUGUUCUUAUGCUGAAGUUUGGACAUCUUGUACGUAAGAAAGAAUAUGUCACCUGGUUGAGUGGCUCCCAAGUAACCAACCUGACAGAAGGAGCAUCCUGCAGGGAUGGUUCAGUAAAUAGCUAGGAAUUAAGCUCUAUGUAGUUGUGCCUCAGCAGGCCGUGUUUCUGAUUUUACCUUGGUUGAGUUCUGAUCACUGCAGUUUUUGUAGAAAGUUAUUACUUAAGAGGGAGCAAGUAGGUACUUGUAGAGAUUCUGAAAUUGUACCUGAUGGCUUUCAGUGCUGCUCACCCCCGCGUCUGCACCAUGGCGCUGUGUACAUGGGUGGGAGCAGCACUGCACCCGUUUGCCCCAUCAGGAAGCCAACACGUGGAGCCCAGAUCUGACCCAGUGCUGGCAGACCUGGCAAUGGGACCUUGUGUGCAGCCUGCUUCCCUGCUUCAACUGCAGGGGAAGCCUGCUUGCUGCAGAAAGCGAUACUCUGGUACCGAGUGAUAUAUAUGGCGUGCAACACAAAAGAUUUCCUGUUUUCAGUUUAUAUUACAUGACCUGUGGGCUAACUGAAGAAAACAUCACUGAGAAAAUGCUACAUCUACAUAUACAAGUGUUCCUAUUGAUACGUUAUUUUUCUAAGAUUUUGCUGAGUAAAGCUAUUUCCACACAUAAGCAUUUUGGCCAUCUGCAACUGCUCGUCAGUGAGCCUGGUUUGAGAACACUGGUUGUAAUUGUAACCUCAGGAAUGUGUGACCAGCUCGCGGCCAGCUGUGCAUGCCCUGACUUUUCCCAGGUGUUAAGAUCAUGGCCACUUUUGUUCACUCUAAUCAAUGGGGCAAAAUACAUUCCCUGUUCUGUCCCACCUUCUACUAAACCCGAGAAGUGUUAUUUUGUGUGGUUUUGUUUGAGAUGUCAUUACAAAUAAGUAGACGAAGGUGUCCAUGUUGUUUCAUUAUUGUACAUACGUGUCAUAGUGUGCAGAGUCUGUAUGGUGGUAUAUAUUUAGAGAAUUUUAAAGUGCUCCUCAGUGUGCCGUGGUCUUGCUAUGAAUUAGCAGUGCUGACCCUGCAAAUUACAAAAGUGGGUUUUUUUUUUUUUGAAGCCAUUUACUUACAUUUCAACAGCAUGUAUAUUUCUGCAGUUUAUCUGGACGGGGUCAGCAGCAACAUGUUCUAAUCAUUUUUAUUUUAAUCAUCCGUUUAAUGAUUGUGGGAACAAUUACUAGUCUUCUGCUUGGCAGCCUAACUGGAAGCCCUCCCUAAAUCCAAGCUGGAGGUAUCUUCACAUGGUUUUUAGUUUUAUUUUCUGUGCCUAAGAAGUGUUAUCUAACCCUGUAGCACUUUCCAUGAAUAGUAUUUGGUGCAUUUAAUGUGAGGGAUGAAUAUAGCUUACGAAUAAGCAGUACGUGUGAGUACGGGUAUCCUUUCAGAUGCUGUGGAGAGGGAGGGCACUUGGAGUAAUCACAAAUGGAAAUGGGCUCAUUGGCCCUUAGCACUCUUUUUAGUCAAGUAAAAUGUUAAGCAUGAGAUUAAUCGAUGGAUGUGACCAUUUGCAGAUAUAAAGAAAUAAAUCUUCCUCAAAUCACUAUGGAUGGCAAAAAAAAAAAAAACAA
Molecule: messenger RNA, 13126 nt
Organism: Tympanuchus pallidicinctus (lesser prairie-chicken)
Lineage: Eukaryota; Metazoa; Chordata; Aves; Galliformes; Phasianidae
Gene: PMS1
Product: PMS1 homolog 1, mismatch repair system component
Exons: 13
Coding region: 75-2834 (919 amino acids)
Biological process (GO): mismatch repair
Cellular component (GO): MutLalpha complex
Molecular function (GO): ATP-dependent DNA damage sensor activity; mismatched DNA binding; ATP hydrolysis activity
Source: RefSeq, a predicted model, not a curated record